UCGCCGAUCUAAAGACCCACAGCCGAGUAACACGCCUUCUGCCAGCGAGCGAGUUGUCGACCAAGCUGAAACUUCGGACGUCGGCGCAGAUAGAGUGAGAAAUAUUUCAGCCGGUUUAGAAGGGCAGCAUGUCUGCUCGAAGUGUGGAUUUUUUUGUACCACGUUCAGCUUGUUUGCACAACAUACGAGAACUGUACAUAAUGGCACUGUGACUUCAUUUGUCUGCAGCAUGUGUGGAAGUAAUUAUUUCUUUCUGAAACAUUAUCAGGAGCACCACAGAAGAUGUAAGAUUAAACAUUCGGAAAGUAAUAAGCCACGGAAAGCAGUUCAUUCAGAUGGUGAAAUAAUUGAUCGUGAUCCAGUAUGUGAUCCAGUAUGAUGUUGGGCCUGUGCCGGCGACUAGAAGGUCGACAUAGGUGUCCGAAAACAUGCAUUGACGACGUCGUUCAAGAAGUAAGCAAUAUGUUUGCCGUAGCUGAAUUUCCCAUAGACACAGCUAAUAUUAAAACAGACAGGCUUCGGAAGCGUUGCUACGAGAACGCUGGCAUAUACGUGCCUUAAACUGAAGUGUAGCUCGAAGGAACAAAAAAAGCAUACAUUGUAAAACUUGAGAAUCUUCUAGCCAAUCUUUUGAAGCACCCGGAGAUUGUCACCCACGUGAGAAACCUUCGUCAAAGCAAGCAUAAUUCUUUACUCCAAGACUUUUGUGAUGGUAGUAGAUUUCGUUCCCACCCAAUUUUUCAGAAGCAAAAUAAUAUUAUCCUGCUUAGCCUCUACUACGACGACAUUGAAUUAGCGAAUCCUAUUGGUAUGAAGAGAGGAAGCCGAGGAAAACUUAGUAUGUUCUACUUAUCGCUUCUAUAUCUCCCACCUCAUGAACGCUCCAAGCUAAGCAACAUAUUUUUGCUAGGAGUUGGCUACACUUCCCAUUUCAAACAACACACAGCACGUCUGGAAUUUUUUGAUAAUUUCACGACAGUGCUAAAGGCUCUAAGCACUGAAGGGAUGAACGUUCGCACAAACCGGGGCACGGAAAAGUUUUUUGGUGCUCUCAUGACCUUGACAGGCGACGCUCUGGCUGUCCAUUCAUUAGCUGGUUUUAAGGAAUCGUUUGGCCAUGCAGUGUUUCGUUCCUGCCGCACAUGUCUGGUGCAAACGGCCGACUAUGCACGGCCGAGUCGGCAUGGAGAAUGCAUUCUCAGGACCGAACGCGAGACAAUUGCACAGAUGGAGCAGCUAAAAGAAAGUACAUGCGCUGCAGCUCGAAGUAAGCUGUCCAAGGAGUUUGGAAUAAAUGGAGAGUCCAUGUUGACCUCUAUUCCUUUUUUUCUUUUGACAAAAGACAUUUUGUAUGAUCCAAUGCAUGUUUUACUAGAGGGGAUUGUACCGAAAGAAAUAGCACUUUUUUUGAAAACUGCGGUGAAAGAGAAAGCCUGGUUUUCUCGCAAAGAAUUGAAUGACGCCCUAAGUACGUUCAGUUUUCAUCGAGCGGUAAGCACCAGUGACCAGCCGAGGAUGUUUGAGCGGGAUCUAACUGUUACUUCUGCGAGUGCAUCGCUGGUGCUAAUCCUGCACCUUCCCUUGAUUCUGGCAUCUUUUUUGCCCAAAAAUUCAAUGCGUGUGCGCAGCCUUGUCCGGUUAGCGCAGAUUACUCAAAUAAUACUGUCUCCGGUUUUGACAGCAGAGGCUGUUGGCGCCUUACAGGAACUGAUUGCUGACCAACAGGAAAUGUUCUUAAAAUGCUAUGAAGGGGAAGCAAUGUUACCCAAGCUACACAUGCUUCUGCACAUUGCCGAACAAAUUAAAACCCCCCGCCCGGGCCGCCAUCACUGGACUAUGCGAUUGGAAGCGAAGAAUGCUCUCCCUAAGUCAAACAAAAUUUGUUAUUUCAAGAACUUGCCGUUAUCUGCCAGUGGUUUCCUUCAGACAAAUACAUCACAUGCUCUUUGGAACGACGAUCAUACUCCAAGGACAGGGUAUGCUACUAAUAAAUUAAGCUUAGUCCGUGAUGCUCCCUAUGUCCUCGAUGAAAAACUUUGUGAAGAUGGACUGCCUCGUUGUGAUGCCGACAAGGUUGCCCUCUGCGUUGAAUGUUUGAGCGCAUGGAACGUAACGCUGAGAGUGAGUGACGAAGUUCUCAGUGGUACAGCCAAUCGGAACCCAUGCUUUUGUAGAAUAUUCAACAUAGUUUCCUUUGAAGCUCAUAUAUUUUUAUUAUUCAAGGUACAGAGCAACAUGGCGUUGUGAAAGAAGUUAACGCAUUUUUGGGGAAGGGGACUUGUCACGAAACUGUAACUACUCCUGCCAGCUCGGUGCUUCCGUGGCCUGUGUUCGUGUACGAAACGGAUAAGGAAUAUUUAAUUCCCCAAAGUAUCUACACUGCUUCCCACAUAGAUUCACUAGAAUAACAGAAGUUCGCCGUGCACAGUUGGAUAAAUAUCUCCAGUCACUGUAGAAGAAUACCGCUAUGCAAAACAAUACAACCAUGUAUAAAAAUUGAUAGAUUUUGCUGUCAGCUUUGGUAUGUCGAGUUCCGUACUCUUUGUUAUUUCAUUGGAGCGCAUGAUAUUUUUUGUGGUUAUUGCGUGAUAUACAUGUGCGGUUAUACGAUGUUAUACAGCUGCAGAUGCUUGGAGAAAGGAACCAAUUGUGUAAAAUUUCAGCUGCUUCUACUUAACAUAGCAAUUUCGUGAUUGUUUAAAGGAGGAAAAUAAUGUUUCGAUGUGUUGUUUUUGCAUGCUCAAAAAACUACGAGAUGUCUAGCCUCGCGUCCGAGGCUUGAACACAUGUCUCUUGACGACAUGAGUCGCAGCGGUGCUAUAUUUCUUGUGCAAAGGAAAUUGUUGUUAAUGAAGAUGAGACAUGUUAUC
This is a messenger RNA of Dermacentor andersoni, 2870 nucleotides long. Lineage: Eukaryota; Metazoa; Arthropoda; Arachnida; Ixodida; Ixodidae. The record is from RefSeq and is a predicted model, not a curated record.